GGAGAACACCAUAGAAAUUGUAUUUUUUCGCAACAAUGUCGAAACGACUUUCCUAACUUGGAAAUGGUGUGGUUACGACGCAAACGACUUUCGCGUUCGUUUACAAGACUCGUCGAACAGCGAAAGUCUAUAAAAAAAGAGGAUCUUAUGAAAAUAAUAUUUAAUAGCCCCCUAUUUAUCUCUCGACGUUAAUGGCUCUUUUAAAUAAUUAUUCCGUUUCUCAAGAAGAUUAAUGUUCAGCAUCUAAUGUACGAUUUGAAAUCAUCGCGUGUCGAUACCUGUAAAAAAAAUAUGAAUUAAAAUGAACAACUUGGCGCGUGUAAUUCAAGUUUUACGACGGCGCUUGGUCGCGUCUCUACUUUUUUUUAUCAUCGUGGACUUAUCGUUAAUCCUUGAACGGUCGUACAACCGCAUAAAACUGCAGAUAAGGGAAGCAUUAGCACGGCUCUCAUGAUGCUCGCAAUGUUGCUUAACAUGUUUUACAAUCGAGGCAUUUAAAUAUCGAGCGCUGCUCAUAGAGACCUUUGCUGCGGAGACGAGAAAGAAAGGAACGCGUCAUUCCGCGGAAUCGGAACAUUGUUAAAUUUCAAGAAUUUAGACCCUCGGUCUUCGACAGAUUUUAAUAAGGAAUAAAUUCCUCGAGCCGUGUAGACAUGUAAAAAAAAAGAAAUGAAUUACACGGAGACAUCAACGUGAUCGACUCGCGACUGUCCCUUCUCUUCGUCCUUCCGCCUGCGCUGGAGGAUGCGCGUCCUGAACGGCCAAUUGAAAUACGCCUGUCGUGUAUCGAAGGGCUCCUGAAAGAGAGCCAGUCGUCACGCGUGUGGUGUUAAAUAAAGAGGGGGGAAGAACACAAUACGCACAUGCCGCGCGACUUGUUCUAUUACUCCUAAGGCGGGACCGUUUCUUCGCAUGACAGUAUGCAUUGCAACUUUAUGACACAUCUAAGGUAUCAUCGUUUGCGGUAUAUCGUUUCCAUGGAACGCAGAGGAUAAUGUUCAUUGUGGCAAAUUUUGCUCAUAUUCGCCGCGAUGUCGAAGAGAAGAGAACGCGUUCUGUUUUUUAUAACACGGUUGCUACAAAAAUUCCGGAUUUUACAGACUUGACGAUGUGUUUUGAGAUACCAUCGGCUACAAAAAUUUUUUAAAGUUUAGACAAAAAUUGAUAUAAAAAGUAAAAAGAGGAGAUAAGAAAAAGGAAACACGUUAUUGCGCCCUAAAAAAAAAAAAAAAGGAAGAAAGAGAGCAAGAGAAGAGCAAGAUGUGAAGUCUCCUGUCGUCAAUCUUUUAUUGUUUUAUCGCGGGGUUGGUGGUCUCCGAUUGAUGGGUGAUGAUGACAUGUGAUUUAUGAUGCAGUGUGAUACGGUGACGUAAGAUUUGGUGUGCAGUAUACAUUAACUCGUCGGUGCUAAAGAUUGAAAGCAACGAUAAAAAGAGAUAACGAAGAUCUCCGUUCGUGAGCUUCGCCGAUGUGUUCGCAGCGAUGAAUCGGAAAAAUGCGACGUUUCGUUUCGCGAUCUAAUAUAUAUGUGUGUACAUGUGUGUGUAUAAGAAUUACGUGUGUAUAAAAAUUACGUGUGUAUACAAAUUAACGUAAUAUACAUUGGUAACAAUCGAUUAAUCGAAUGAAAUGUCAUUUGCCGAUUUUCACAACGUCUUGAUAUUACAAUUAUGCACGAUUGUUUCACCUCGCGAUAUUCGUUUAGCGAUUAGAUAUACCUCGAUGCAAAAAUAAUUUGCAUCCGAAUUUCUCUCGUUAUUAAAAUUGACACGAACGAUGUGAGGUCGAUGAAAUGUAUGAACAAAGUCUCUUAAAUGAUAAUAUUAUAAAUAUUGCCCUUAGUAAUUAGCCUUAACAAAUUGUACCAUACUUUUUAUUUGAUAAAAAGAUAUAAAAAUACAUAUAAACGAAUAUAAUAAAAAAGAACAUUAUGCUCUUUAAAAAAAUAUUCUUUCUUUUCAAGAUAUAGUAUAUAUUAUGAUGUUUACAGGAAAAAGAGAAAAAAAAGAAGGGAUAGAAAAGAGCAAAUUACAUAAAAAGACAUUUAAUUGAUUAAUUGUUUUAUAUGUAAUUAAUUUUAUGAAUAAUUAUGAUAAGCCACUGAAUAUAAACUGUCAAGGGACCUAAAAUACUGCUGUAUUUCGUACUUUAAGCGAUAAACUCGUUUUUCCACUUAUUGCCAAUAAUUUCACUAAAGUGUUGAUUAUCCUAUCAUUUAACAAUUACAUUCACGGCCUAAUUGCGCGAUGUUAAGUUGAAUAUAAAAUAAUUACAUUUCAUAUAAGCAUGCAUCUGCAAGAUAAAAGUUUUUAAUACAGGAUCUUUUUUUUCGAUGUUCGAUUGCUUCGAAGGUUUUAUGCUUUCAACUUCUUUCUAACUCCGCGCGAUUGUGAAUUUCCGUGCAAGUAAAGAGAGAGAGAGAGAGGAGAGAGAGAGAGAAAGAGAGAGAAAGAAUGGAAAGGUGGGACAAGGGGAGCGUGCAUCGCGUGCGAAACGUAAUUUCUCCCUUUUUCGUGUAUUCUGUGUGUAUCGUACAGCACGUACGAGAAACGGUCGAUGAAAAUCGAUAGGAGAAACUUAACGAAAAAAAGAAAGAAAAAAAAUAUACCAUCUAGAACGGUUAACAUGUAGCGCACGAAGCUUUGCAAUUAUUGCCUUCCCUUUCGUGAGUGCGAUCGUCUCUCUUCGAUUCGUUCUCCCCUACGUAUGUAUUAUUUGCGUCGUGAGACUUUGUUCAACUUCAUCGACCAAAACUGAUAAAGUAUACGGUUGGCUCUUCAAUACUUAAUUACUUCCCCCUGCACUCCCUCUCUUCGUUCCCCUUCAAUCAUAAUUAUUAUCGUAGAGUGUGUGUCUCGUGAAUGGAAGGAAGGACAGGAUGUACUGCUCAUCUGUGAAUACUUUUAAAUGCAACUGGAACACGAAAUUGCUCCGACGAGAUUUAAUUUACCGAGCGUUCAAAAAAUUCCUCAUGUCGCUCAAUCGUAACGCGUAAAAAAAAGAAGAAAAAAUGCGAUCACAUGAUCAACAUUCGGACGUCACGUUAAAGCCGCGAAGGAAGAAACUGUCGUUGAAAGAAAAAUCCGAUCAAUCGUCCAUGCGAUCAUCUCGUUGGCCCAGAGUUACGAUAUCCCGCGACAAACAGUCACAUAGUGAGUCCAAUGAUCCCGAAAGGACCUUAUUCCGAUUCGGUUCCACGGUUAACGACCCCAACAUAGUCGCUUGCGACAUCGUCGAACUUCUCUGCGACGCGAGUAACGAAGAAAGGCCGACCUGUCCGCGUAUCUCCAGCUCGACGGAGCUCGAGGAACAAGCUAAGGGCGUGUGUUUCACAUGCAAAGAUUGCGCGAAAUGUCAGCUACAGCAGCAGCAGCAGCAGAACUGCGCCGCCGCAAAAAUACACAAGACGGAAGAAAAAGAGGAUCAGGACGAAGAAUUGAAACACUUGGAUUAUUACGAAGUCGAUGUUGUCGGCGGCGAGACGGAUUCCACGAUCGCCUCAGUUGAACACGAGAAAGCUCCGAUUCUCGUUGAUCUGACUAGCGAGGAAUCGAGGAAAACCACCUGGAAGCAGACGAUCCUGAAGCGAUUCGACGACACCGAAGAGAGCUCGGAGGUGUCGGAACCUCGCAUCAUGAUAGCCGACAGUUCCAGCAGGUUGCAACGCGGCGGCACGGGUGGCAGCCUGGCGACCGCCUUGAAGGAUCGCGGCUCUUGCGUGAUCCCCGUACAGCCUAAUCGCUCCCUGCCGAUCCGACCGGCACCGCCGACGCCGACGAGGUCGGCGGCGUCGCUUGUGACGUCGCGGAAGACGUCGCGCUCACCGAUACUCAAACUGUCGAACUCGCAAGCGUCGAAUUGUGUCGACGUCGUCGAGGUGCAAUCGGACAUAUCGUCCUCGAUGUUGACGGACGAUCUGAAUCAAUUCCCUCCUUUUGGGCAGCAGGAUGGAAGCGAAAUGAUGCUCCCGCUCGAUCGCUCGGAUUACAUUCUACCACGUAUUCCGACUAAUGCCGUACAGACUACGAAAGAGAUCAACAAUAUUAAGAAAAAAAACGGCGAAGAUAGAGACAGAGAAUACGAGAAAGAACUCAACAAAGACGUGAAGAAACGGAGGAAAUCCCACGAAAUGGACGCCGGCUAUGUAUGCGACGAACGCGUCAAGAAUAUUUUGAAAGAGUAUUCCAAAAGCUGUUCGAAUAAUUUGAUCGACAAAGGAGAAAGGAGAUCGCAACAGCACGUGGUGAUAAGACUGUGGGAUGAUAGAAGAUAUUCGUCAUCCGUCGUGGUAUCAACGACGGAGCCAGAGGGGGAAACAACGAAGGAAAUUUGCAACAAAGUUGUGCCGCCCUUAAGACUGAAGAAAAUCGUGGGCGAAGCGAGCACUACCAACGAAUAUCGCAAUAUUGAGAUGAACGCCGGGAAGUCGGGGAACGAGCCCAAUUAUCGCAUCGUCACUGGUGCCACGCCACGUCCGGAAUCGCCGUCCGGGUACUCCGCCACUUCCUUUUGGAGCAGCAUAAUCUCGGAGACAGAGCUUGGCGAAUCGUCGACGCGAGACAAGAGUCGACGAUCCUCGCCGAAGAGUGACGGCUACAAGAUCAAAUAUCGUCGCAACCGUUUGCGUCAGAAGUUACAAGAAUUACGCGGCAAGGCAUUGGAACUUUCACGGGAGAUGGCCGAGUGCAACAACGCCGGCGACACGAGCCCGCAGCGUAGUACUCGGCUGCGUCAGAUGAUGAAUUGCUACGAGAAGCAGAUCGAGAAUAUCUCGAAGUUGUUGUGCAAACUGUCCGCUUCUAUACCAUCGACGACCGAUGACGACGUUGUCGUCGAUCUCGACUAUGAGUUGGACGAGCGCUCGAUUUCAGUCGAGACAACCGUCGACAGUGAUAUCGCGCAGGUAAACGGAGUAUCCAGAAGCAGUAUUUCCCCGUCUCCUUCCCCGGAACCACCAAAGCUGUCACCUCGUUCUCCUAUCGACUACGAGAGAGGUAAAUCGCCCGAUGCAAUGAGAGAUAGUCCACCAGUGCUACCCAGAGUUUACAUCGCGAUCCAGCCAACUGCUCUGGAGUGUCCGAAGCAAAAUUUUAAAUCUACCUCCGAGAGCUGGCACGUAGGCGACAGCUCGUCAAGCUUGACGAUCGAAAAGGAUGUGAAGAUGAAUGAUACAAAUCGAACAAUAAUUCGCGAUAGUGUAACAAGAGCACCUGCAAUUGUAUCUUCGGUUUCAUCGUUGGAGUUCGAAGGUGCGGGAAGCAGUACGGCAGAGUGGGACAGAGAAGAGGCUUUGCCAAAACUGAAGAAUUCGGAAAUCAAGGAGAAGAUAACAGAGUAUAACAAAACGUUCGACGACGUUCAUCGACAAGUAAUUUCGCCAAUAUCUUCGGACAACUUUUUGAUAGGUUCAACAAUGGAUCUCGAGAUAGAUGGAAGCGACAUGAGAGACAUAAAGGAAGGACCAGCUACUCAAAUUGAUCAUCUCGACGAAGUAACUCAUAUCUUGAAAACCGUCGCGAACAAACAGACUGCUUGCGAAAAACAGGAACCGGAUCAAAGAUCGAACGAGGCUUUAUCGUCAUCGAGUCCGCCGAUUGUCGAAGAAACUAGAAAGGUCACGGAAUAUGGAAGCUACAAUUCGGAGGAAAGUAUUAACAGCGAGGGUAAAGCGGUCGUGAACGCGGUCACUGCUGCACAGGAUGCUGUGUCAACGAUAGCAACUGGACAACCGCAAAUACCGACCGCUAAUGUGACUAACAUCUUACAACUGCAGUCAAAUUAUUAUGGUCCGUCCGUCGCGCGAGACAACGUAGUUUUUACGGGCGUCAUACAGAAUUCAAGGGAUGCGCAGAAGAUGAUGGCAUCAAGUAUGAAUCAAUCUGUGGCACUAGAUCCAACAAUGUCCUUGGGAUUCACUCAAUCUGGAUCUACCGUUAGUAGUUCGAAUCAACAAUGUGUCGUCUUGCCUAACAGCUGCAGCAGCAAAGUCAUUCAGGAGCCUACUAGUCAACGAAACAACGGAAACCGCAUUAUAACAGAACAAUUUCCUACAUUGGGCAAUUGGGUAGCACGAAUGUCAAAGAAGCAGGCUGCCAAAUCAAAGUCCAAAUUACAAUCUGGAAUUACUUUACCAACCGCGUCGACGGGGGAAGCUGUUCGUGUUCCCGGACUAGAGGCACAAAAGACCCGUGCAAGUGCAUCGAGUAACGCGAUACGAAACAAUAUAAUCAACGUAGCACCGCAAUGGAAUACGGAAAGAUGGCAGCGUCAACAGUAUCAGCAACGUCAGCAACAAUUGUACGCGGCAGCAUCGUCGGCUGCGCCUGUGAGGCCGGGUAUCUGUCCCCCCAUCUCGGUUACCCAGUUCUAUCCACCUAAUUAUGCGAUUGAUCCUUACGGUGGCGCAGCUUUUGGUUACCACUCAGCAAUAUGUCCUUAUGGCGAUUACUCUUAUCACUCACGUCUGCAUUCCACUACAUCAUCGAUAAGCGGUUAUCCGAUAAGUUUGCAGGACUCACACCCCGCUGCGCCGCUUCGCCAAAUGCAGCAUCUCGAUAAGCGUUUCCCCGCGCACAUUCAGGACGCGGCAACUCGCCACUAUACCCCUACGGAUCUCCUUAAGUUUCCUGCUUCAUUAUCCGCGGGCGGCUAUCAGCAUGCCGCCGCUGCCGGUCUGGACUAUGAUCAUCGACUGAGAACGGCAACGGCCGCCACGCAGAACGGCGCCUCAUCGGCUUGUCUGCCGUCGCUCUUACUACCGCCACCCCCGUCGUUGGCAGCCACCGCACAACACGGUACCUUGGCGCGUACUGCUCUGACCGGCUAUUCUGCCGCGAACAACAGUCAAUGUGGCAGAAAUAGGAUGAUUCCGGAUGUCGUUGCUGCGGCGGCGGCAGCCGCAGUAGUUGCGGCGGCCUCCCUUGGCCGACAACGCGGCACGGUUCUACCGUCGUACGGUAGAACCGACGCGGAAAUUGUAUCUGGCGGUAUCGGUGGCGUUAUGGGUAACGAAUCCUCGCAGUUGCUGGCAGCAAAUAGGCCGGCGGCCAGUCGCGAGUGUUUACCACAAGAACCGGUGCAAUCCGUUGCUGGUGUCAACAUAGAUUCGCGACUGAACAAUGGUGGUUACCGUCAACUACAGAAUCUCAUUUUGGAUCGAUUACCUUAUGUGAAGACGGACGAUGUCUCUUAUCCUCAGCCGUCUUCGGCCAUUUUCGGUGACAAUGCGCAGGAAUCAACGUCUUCGGUGCCCACGUCGACUUCAUACAAAUCCGCUCCGGUUUUGACAUCCAACAGCGCGUUGGCUGUCAAGGAACCUACGAGGAAAGAAAGCCGUAACUGCGAAACACCACAUUUGGGAAAGGUGAACCGCACUCUGGAGACUACGAGCAAUUUAGAGUGCUCCAAUUGUGGUCUAACCGGUUCCAUGUUCAAGUGCCUGGGCUGCGAGGCAGCCUUUUACUGCGAUGAGAGAUGCCAAACUCGUCACUGGAGUAUUCAUGUGGAGAAGUGCCCCAAGAGAAUGCCUAAGCUGAAAAAACUUGUUUAGGAAUAUUAUAGAAGUAACAGAAAUCGAUGAUUUGUAAAUAAAUUAAUAUCUAUAUAUAAGAUAUCAAAUGAAAAAUAUUUAUAAUUAAGAUAACUAACUAAGAAAUGUGUGAAUGGAUGUAUUAUUGUUUCGAUAUCUGCAUUUUCACUGAUAACUUAUGUAUUUCUCUAGUCAGAGUAUUAUAAUGAAUGCAAAAGUAUUCUAUCUUGCAAACGCAUCAGAAUUUACACCACAAAUGUGAUAAAGUGUGCCUAAUUGUAAUACAAAUACUUAUUGUAACUUUAUAGUGCAUCAUGCACAGUUUAUAUAAUGUUUCGUUUUGUAAAUUAUGGACAUACAAAGAGAGUUCAGCAUACUAUAUAUCUUACUAUUAUAUACGUAAACGGCAUAUAUAUUAUGCAAUAAUUAUAUAAUGCGAAAAUGAUAUAUGCGCGUCAAUAUAUAAAUAUUAUGUGUUGUAACAGAUGUUACGAACGUGCUACCUCUCAUGUACCUUAUAUGCAUAGUCAUAUUGAUUUGAUUAGAAUCUCUUGUUUUAUUAAGAUUCCUGGAGAAUCUCUUGCAUUGUAGCCACGUUGAGAAUCAUAACAUCCAAAGCAAAAAAUCAUUUUUUUUGUUGCUUUAUAUAACGAAAAUCAAUUGGUUUUUAUCAAUUCAUAUUAUUAAACACAAAUAAUGUGAUCUAUGGAAAAAUUAAUUUAUUUUGAUAAUUAAUAUUUUUAUAACUUAAGGAAAAGAUUCACAUAUUUUUUUAACUUUCUCUUUCUUUUUCUUUCGUAAUCGAACGUGGCUAUAAUGAAAAGUCAAAAGAUUUACUGUUAAAAGUCAGUAAUUUGAAAAAUGGAUUAUUAUCGAAAACAUAUGGUGUGCCACUCAGAAAGAAUAUAUGAGAGAAAGUAUGUUUUGAUGCCAUCAAGAAAGAAAAGCUAGUAAAACUAUAUGUUUCUUAUUCUUAUAUAUUCUCAACAAUAUUUUAAAAAGUCUUUAAGGAAUAAUGCCUAGCAUAUAUUUGUUUCAAUAUUUUCUUCAAAUUGUUAUAUAUGCAAAAUCAACCAAGUUUUUAUACUUUUAUAAAAAUUUGUAAAGAAAUUGCAGCACUACAUUUGCUUAAAUGCAAAUAAACGGAUAGAAAAUAAA
Formica exsecta is the source of this 8686-nucleotide messenger RNA. RefSeq lists its product as uncharacterized. The transcript has 9 exons. The coding region runs from base 3011 to 7549 and encodes 1512 amino acids. The record is from RefSeq and is a predicted model, not a curated record. Lineage: Eukaryota; Metazoa; Arthropoda; Insecta; Hymenoptera; Formicidae.